CUGAACUUCCUGGAUCUAGUAAAAAGUAAACAACGUACGACUUAUGGUUUGAUCUCACAGUAUCAGCAUUUUGUCACAAUGGCAGGGUUUGAUCCGGACGAUAAAUAUAGUUGGUAUUUUGGUCCACUUAAUCGAGAUGAAGCCAAUGAGAUUUUACAGCCGAUACAAUCAGCAGGAGAGUUCCUAGUUCGUGACAGCCAAUCUAUAAAAGGCGACUUUGUGCUAUGUGUAAAGGAAGAUAAUAAAGUAAGUCAUUAUAUAAUCAACAAAAUUGCUGUUGGCAAUACAACAAGAUUUCGGAUAGGAGACCAGGAGUUCACGGAUAUCCCAAACCUUCUCAGCUUUUAUAAAACACAUUAUCUGGACACGACGUCUCUCAUUAAACCAGCCACGAGGCUGAAGGUGAUCGCCAAAUUUGACUUCGGAGGAAAUGAUCCAGAAGAUUUACCGUUUAGGAAAGGCGAGGUUUUAGAAGUUAUAUCAAAAGACGAAAAAGAUUGGUGGACGUGUCGAAAUAGUAACAAUCGAGUGGGACAAAUCCCUGUACCUUAUGUUGUGAAAUUUGACGGAGAGAUGAGUGAACAGUUGCUGGACCUGAAUGGCCCAGAGCAAUCACAUGGUCGGGGGUAUAUGUCUCCGGCCAAUCCUGUUAACCAGCCGAGUCAGGUAAAAUUGCCGGCAUUGGCAGUAGUUAUACAGCCACGAAUACCAAACCUUUACGACAAGACACAAUUGAAAUUAGAGAAAGGUGAAAUUGUAACAGUGACUAAAAUGAAUAAAAAUGGGCAAUGGGAAGGAGAGAUUCAAGGACGGAAAGGAAUAUUUCCAUUCACCCAUGUUCGAUUUAUUGACCAGGAUGGAACUGGGACGUAGCCAUGAAUCAGCAAACCUUAGGCUUUUUAUACUGUACAAUCUACCUAACUCUGGUGGUCAGUUUUAAUACCAGUAAUGUACCGAUAAGUGACUGUCCAUUUGGUCUGAUCCCUGGAGAUAUUUAGUGGAGCGGUAGAUGACACUACACACAUGCUUCUAUAGACUGUUGUUACUGGAACAGAGAAACACAGACAGACAAAUCAUGAUAUGCUUAUUCAAGAAAUAGGAAAAAUGGUGAUAUGUGUUUAAAUGUAUUAGUUUAUAAUACUAUGUACAGGGAUAUAUUCCCUAAAAUACAAAAUGUAUAAUCACUCUGCAGAGUUUUAUUCACAAAGUGUUAAUUUCAUCAUAAAAAAUUUGUAAAUACAGAGAAAACAAUGUCCUUACGUUGGCUGACAAUAAACACAGCCUCUUUACUGAGGGUGAAGUGACAUUGGCUGACAAUAAAAACAGCCUCCUGACCGAGGGUGAAAGUAACAUUGACUGACAAUAAAAACAGCCUCUUGACUGAGGGUGAAAGUGACAUUGGCUGACAAUAAAAACAGCCUCCUGACUGAGGGUGAAAGUGACAUUGGCUGACAAUAAAAACAGCCUCCUGACUGAGGGUGAAAGUGACAUUGGCUGACAAUAAAAACAGCCUCCUGACUGAGGGUGAAAGUGACAUUGGCUGACAAUAAACACAGCCUCCUGACUGAGGGUGAAAGUGACAUUGGCUGACAAUAAAAACAGCCUCCUGACUGAGGGUGAAAGUGACAUUGGCUGACAAUAAACACAGCCUCCUGACUGAGGGUGAAAGUUACAUUGACUGACAAUAAAAACAGCCUCCUGACUGAGGGUGAAAGUGACAUUGGCUGACAAUAAACACAGCCUCCUGACUGAGGGUGAAAAAGACAUUGGCUAACAAUAAAAACAGCCUCCUGACUGAGGGUGAAAGUGACAUUGGCUGACAAUAAACACAGCCUCCUGACUGAGGGUGAAAGUGACAUUGGCUAACAAUAAAAACAGCCUCCUGACUGAGGGUGAAAGUGACAUUGGCUGACUAUAAACACAGCCUCCUGACUGGGGGGUGAAAGUAACAUUGGCUGACAAUAAACACAGCCUCCUGACUGAGGGUGAAAAAGACAUUGGCUAACAAUAAAAACAGCCUCCUGACUGAGGGUGAAAGUGACAUUGGCUAACAAUAAAAACAGCCUCCUGACUGAGGGUGAAAGUGACAUUGGCUGACAAUAAACACAGCCUCCUGACUGAGGGUGAAAGUGACAUUGGCUAACAAUAAAAACAGCCUCCUGACUGAGGGUGAAAGUGACAUUGGCUGACAAUAAACACAGCCUCCUGACUGAGGGUGAAAGUGACAUUGGCUGACUAUAAACACAGCCUCCUGACUGAGGGUGAAAGUGACAUUGGCUGACAAUAACACAGCCUCCUGACUGAGGGUGAAAGUGACAUUGGCUGACUAUAAACACAGCCUCCUGACUGAGGGUGAAAGUGACAUUGGCUGACAAUAAACACAGCCUCCUGACUGAGGGUGAAAGUGACAUUGGCUGACUAUAAACAGCCUCCUGACUGAGGGUGAAAGUGACAUUGGCUGACAAUAAACACAGCCUCCUGACCGAAGAUAAAAGUGAAUAUUGAAUGUUAGAUAUUGCAGUGUGACAGAUUAAUUUUUUUUUGUCUUGUUUGUAUGCUCUGGCCUUUUUGGAUGGGGGUGUCUGUCUGUCUCGUUUUGAAUAAGUGUCAUAUCCUAAGAACCUCUCUAUAAAUUUGGUUCAUAUUUACUCCAGAGAAUCAUAACAUCAAGGUCUACACACAGUGAUAUUAAAAAGGUCAUUAAGAUGGGUAAAAAGGUCAAAAGUCACAAUUAACAACUUCUACAAAUUUGUCAAAUAAUGAUACAUACAUCAAUGGAAACUGGGGUAUUGAUGUCUUGCAGAUAUUUUCAUUUUUUGUUUUUUAAGUUGUGUAAAAGCUGUAUGAGUUUGGAUAUCAAAUUAAAUGUCAUUUGCCAAGUUAAAUCUUUGCUUCAAGCUUAAAGAAAAGUUAAGCUAAAUUAUCACUAGAGAUUGACUGAUGGUGAUAUGUUAUGCUUGGUGUAUGUCUAUCAGUGUAAGAUUAUAGAGAAAAUGAGUGAGAGUGAGUGCUUCAGUUUUUUACUUUGUAGCUUCAUAUUGAAGCAUGUUGUAUACCUUAACAUUCAAAAUCUUAUCUGUUAGUCUCAAAUUAUGUGUCAGGACUAACAGUUCUAACAAAACUUUCUAUGAUUUUUAUGUAAGUGGAUAUGUAUCAAAGAGAGAUAACUGGAUCACUCCCCCCUCACACAGGUUACAAAUCGAAGGAAAAUAUUCUUAUUGAAAAAAUGUGUCUUAUGUUUAAAGGAGAGAUAUUUGGUGAUUAUGGAGUUCACCCUUAGAUUCCUGAUGACUAGUCAGAGAGAUUGUUGGUAUAUAUUAAUUAUUAUUGAUAAACACGCUUAUCAUCAUCAUAUAUAGUGUUGUCCAUACUUCAGUGUAUAUAGGGAAGUAUGCCCCAUCUGGUGUUUCAGUCCAUGUGACCACAGUUAUUAUAUCAAGUCACCCAAAUAUGACAUUAACAGUGUAUAUCAGCCAUAUUUCAGUGUAUAUAGGGAAGUGCGCCCCAUCUGGUGUUACAGUCCAUGUGACCACAGUUAUUGUACCAAGUCACCCAAAUAUUACAUUAACAAUGUAUAAUAUCAGCCAAAUUUCAGUGUAUAUAGGGAAGUACGCCCCAUCUGGUGUUACAGGCCAUGUGACAACAGUCAGUGUAUUACGAGGCAUGAUCAUUUUUGAGUUGUAGCUGGUCCGCGAGCCUAUACAUGUGUAAUAUCAGCUGCUAUAACUUAUAUAUAUAUAAAUCUAUGACAUCAACCUAUUAUAUACUAGAAUAGAAAUGAUAUGUAAAUCAUGAGAUUGAUUUAUCUGAUUAUGUUUAAUAUUUAUUGAGAUUCUAUAUACACUGUAGUUUUUUAUUACCAAUGUUAUAUAAUGUUGUAAUCUUGAGUUUGAAUCUACUUGUUGGUGCUGGAAAGUCUGCCAUGUAUUUCUGUUUCUUUACUUUUUUAGAAAGAACUUAAAAACACAAGUUUUAUUGAUAUUUAUUCAGUCGUCAAUUAAUUUGUUUUUUAGAUUAAUAGAAAUAUUUUGUAUGGCCUUUUCUAAAAGUUCAAAUUUUUCUGAAUUGCGAUUUUACGAUUUUCAUCAGACAUUUAUUCGAAAAUAUUUCAGUAAGAAAGUUUUUCCUUGUAGUUAUGUUCAGCUGCUGUGUUCUGACGUUAGAAGUUAGAAGAAAAAAACAGCAUCAAAUCAAAAUGGUGUCAAAGUGAUUUAACUCUAAGCAGGAAUGAUGUUAUGUUUAAUUAAUAUGUUAAAGAAGAGAAUUGUCUAUUAGAACUAAUUUUUGAAGGUUGUAUGCUGAAGCCACCUAUUGAAGCUAUCUUUCAUUGUCGUUUAGGAUCAAAAAGAUCAUUUUGAGUUGAUACGAAUAUAUAUCAAGGUGUCAAAUGUGUCAGAUUCUUUCAAAAGCUGCUGUUAUGAGAUUAAACAGAUCAUCUUUCUAGGUACUGUAAACCAGCUCUCUUUGGCAUCUACAAACUUUUAGAGUGGCAAGUUCACAUUGUUUUUAUCAGUUUACUUUUUCUCUACUCAGCGGUUUUAUGAAAUGUACCAUAUUUGAUUAAUGGAGAAGUAUAUAUACCAAGUCUAUACAGGUAUCAAUGUCUUUAGAAACAGAGAUAAAUAGAACUUGUAGCCACCAUGGAAUACUUCAUAUAUAAUGGAGUUAUUCCAGACUUAAUUUACUGCGAUAACUUCCACAAAUUUGUUUUGAUCGGAAAAUUUGUGGAAGUAAAUCACAUGCAAAAGGAAGUUGGUGUGCAGUAAUUGUUUCCAUUAAAUUAUUAAACUAUUACAUUGCUGUUUGGAAACUGAGAUUCUUACUUCAUAGGAAAAGAAAUAUAUUUAUUGUUCAACAAUGUUUCUUUCAAACAAACAAAAAAUACCAGAAAUUAGGUUUCGUGGCCCAGGGAGGACAAAACUCAGGCUUUACCAGUAGGUUUGAUGACCCAGGGAGGUUAAAAGUCAGGCUUUACCAGUAGGUUUGUUGACCCAGGGAGGUUAAAAGUCAGGCUUUACCUGUAGGUUUGGUGACCCAGGAAGGUUAAAAGUCAGGCUUUACCAGUAGGUUUGAUGACCCAGGGAGGUUAAAAGUCAGGCUUUACCAGUAGGUUUGAUGACCCAGGGAGGUUAAAUGUCAGGCUUUACUAGUAGGUUUGUUGACCCAGGUAGGUUAAAAGUCUGGCUUUACCAGUAGGUUUGAUGACACAGGUAGGUUAAAUGUCUGGCUUUACCAGUACGUUUGGUGACCCAGGUUGGUUAAAAGUCAGGCUUUACCAGUAGGUUUGUUGACCCAGGAAGGUUAAAAGUCCGGCACUACAAGUAGGUUUGGUGACCCAGGUAGGUUAAAAGUCAGGCUUUACCAGUACGUUUGGUGACCCAGGGAGGUUUAAUGUCAGGCUUUACCAGUAGGUUUGUUGACCCAGGGAGGUUAAAUGUCAGGCUUUACUAGUAGGUUUGUUUACCCAGGUAGGUUAAAAGUCCGGCUUUUCCAGUAGGUUUGAUGACACAGGUAGGUUAAAAGUCCGGCUUUACCAGUAGGUUUGGUGACCCAGGUAGGUUAAAAUCAGGCUUUACCAGUACGUUUGGUGACCCAGGGAGGUUAAAUGUCAGGCUUUACCAGUACGUUUGGUGACCCAGGGAGGUUAAAAGUCAGGCUAUACCUGUAGGUUUAGUGGCCAAGGGACCCGGGAGUUCAAAUGUCAGGUUAAGUGUAGUUGAAGCUCACAUUAAUUGAUGGGUUGUAUAAAUAUAAAAUUGAAGAAAUUAUGUUAAAAAAUAUUUCUGAAUGAAUAUAUUGAUGUAUUCAAUACUAAUAGUUCUGAUUUAUUUUAGAAGUAUUAAUUUGUAACUCCACAUGUACAUAAUAUGUCCACCGCUUAUUGUCCCUCUACAUAGAAUCUUUUUGUGUUACAAAAGAAAAACACUCUUGUGUCUAUGCUAGUGUUACUAACACUUUAAUAUUAUGAACUUUCAAGCUUCAAUGCAGAAUUAAGAAAGAAAAUCUUGUCUUUUGAUUUAAAAUAUGAUUUCAUUUUCUCAAAAUUUGUCCUUUGCAUUGUAACUGGUGUUUUGUUUUGAUAAUUUUUUUCUGCUGUCAAAACUCACAACAGAGUAGUCUGUAAUACACCUUGGUAAUGUAAUUUUAAUGUUAAGAACAUAUUUACACAGUUGGUUCAUUAAAGUGAACAUUAUUAAGAAUAACAUUUUGAUAUUUGGGAUGUCUUGUCUAUUUUGUGAACAAAAUUUGAGUCUUUUUUUUCUUUUUUUUUCUUAACUAAAGCCUCAAAACCCACUGUACAAAUAGUGUUUAUUUCACAAAUGCUUAAAAUGAACUGAAUAUAUGGAUUUCUAAAAAUGAAUUGAACACAUGGAUUUUUUUUUACAAAUGAACUGAAUAUAUGGAUUUCUAAAAAUGAACAGAAUAUAUGGAUUUCUAAAAAUGAACAAUAUAUGGGUUUCUAAAAAUGAAUUGAACAUAUGGAUUUUUUUUCAAAUGAACUGAAUAUAUGGAUUUCUAAAAAUGAAUUGAACACAUGGAUUUUUUUUACAUAUGAACUGAAUAUAUGGAUUUCUAAAAAUGAACAGAAUAUAUUGAUUUCUAAUAAUGAACAGAAUAUAUGGAUUUCUAGUUAGUUAACAUUGUUGUUAUUGUCUUAAUUCUGCUUAUAGGAUAUAAUGAGAUAAGCAGGGAACUGUUAUAUAUAUAUAAUUUAUAAUGAAUGAUAUAUAGACAAGGAAACUACACCCUUGGACUGGUGACAUGGUUUCUGAUGUCAGCACUGUACUAUGAUGUAGAGUCGCCAUCAAAUACAAUGCAUGUUUUGUAUAAACAAAUUGUAGAAAAUGUAUUUGUGGAUUUGAUAAAUCUUAUUGAUUUGGAGUAAAAAAAUUAUAAAAAUGA
Ylistrum balloti is the source of this 6903-nucleotide messenger RNA. RefSeq names its product adapter molecule Crk-like. The coding region runs from base 79 to 873 and encodes 264 amino acids. Gene Ontology annotation, molecular function: protein binding. The transcript has 8 exons. Lineage: Eukaryota; Metazoa; Mollusca; Bivalvia; Pectinida; Pectinidae. The record is from RefSeq and is a predicted model, not a curated record.